Messenger RNA from Pieris napi, 882 nucleotides. RefSeq names its product calcium load-activated calcium channel. The transcript is spliced from 5 exons. Gene Ontology annotation, biological process: endoplasmic reticulum calcium ion homeostasis. Gene Ontology annotation, cellular component: endoplasmic reticulum; cytoplasm; endoplasmic reticulum membrane. Gene Ontology annotation, molecular function: calcium channel activity. Lineage: Eukaryota; Metazoa; Arthropoda; Insecta; Lepidoptera; Pieridae. The record is from RefSeq and is a predicted model, not a curated record. Bases 171 to 722 code for a protein of 183 amino acids.
GUGGACCACUGUGUCACAAUGGUUGUGAGAUUUGACAAUAGUAACCUAAAAGUCUUCCCAGUUACGAUGUCAAAUACUAAUUAAAUAGCUCUUGUAUAGAAUUUUAUUGGGCUCACUAAUACUAAAUAUUAGUAUAGUUAAUUUAUAAGAAAAAAUUGCAAUUUAAAAUUAUGUGGGGCGAUUCCUUAUUAAUUGUCUUUAUUUCCAUUUGUACAGCACUCUUGGGAGAAGGUCUAACUUGGAUUUUAGUAUAUAGAACUGAAAAAUAUCAAAAGUUAAAGGUGGAAGUUGAACGUCAGAGUAAGAAAUUGGAGCGUAGAAAAGAAGCACAUGGGGAUUCCUUAGAUAAACAACACAAAAAAAAGAUUGAGCGUGAGGAAGAACGUCUAAAGAAUAAUAAUAGAGAUUUAUCAUUGGACAAGAUGAAGUCAAUGUUUGCUAUUGGUUUUGCUUUUACAGCACUUCUGAGCAUGUUUAAUAGUAUAUUUGAUGGUAGGGUUGUAGCUAAAUUGCCAUUCCAUCCUAUAUCUUGGAUACAAGGAUUGAGCCACAGAAAUUUACCUGGUGAUGAUUACACUGACUGCUCAUUUAUAUUCUUGUAUAUAUUAUGUACGAUGAGUAUACGGCAAAACAUCCAAAAACUUUUAGGAUUUGCUCCAUCUAGAGCAGCAUCUAAACAAGGUGGUGCACUAUUUGCGGCACCACCUGGACAGUUCAAAUAAAUAAUUUAUUUUAAAUAAUACAUUUUAUUUUUAAAUUCCAAUGUUCCAAUUAGAUUGUUUAACCUUUAAGUUAUUACAGUUUUGUUAUAGUUAUUUUUAAGGUUUACUAUAAUGAAAACAAAAUUUGAUUAUAUAUUAAUUUAAUAAACAUUAAAAUCUA